UGGAAAAGUUUUUGCGCGCCUCCGACGGCCGCGCGACAUUGCCGGUGGACCGCAUGGACGUCUGGGAUCCGAUUUCCGGCAUGCCUCGCCCCGAGGAUGGACUUGAAACAGAUGAAAAGUGGACCCUGGUGCGAGUCCUCAUUCCGCACAGCAAAACGGAUGUUUCCAUCCCAGCGCACGAGCAGCAGGGGCCGCUGCACUGCGGGGAUCAUGGCACGCAAACACUAGAGAUUCCGUUGGUCGACCUGCAGCCCGCGGACGGGAACAGUACGCGCGAAGUCAUCCUGUUUUUUGUGGAAUCGACUGCAAAUUUGCAAGUUCCACCG
This is a messenger RNA of Amoebophrya sp. A120, 326 nucleotides long. The record is from the annotation of a GenBank genome assembly. Lineage: Eukaryota; Dinophyceae; Syndiniales; Amoebophryaceae.